This is a messenger RNA of Centropristis striata (black sea bass), 5814 nucleotides long. It is a transcript of the gene tmem115, whose product is annotated as transmembrane protein 115. The transcript has 3 exons. Gene Ontology annotation, cellular component: membrane; Golgi apparatus. The record is from RefSeq and is a predicted model, not a curated record. Bases 1032 to 2192 code for a protein of 386 amino acids. Lineage: Eukaryota; Metazoa; Chordata; Actinopteri; Perciformes; Serranidae. Gene Ontology annotation, biological process: retrograde vesicle-mediated transport, Golgi to endoplasmic reticulum.
AACAAGAAGAAGAAGAAGAAGAACUCUGUUUCCCGUGAUGCUCUGGUGUUAAACCCUUACGUGACUUGACGCUUUUUUCACCGAUUGUUGAUGACGACGGCAGACAGCGCAGGUCAGGAGCUGAGUGGUGUUACAGGGAGGAGGAGCGCCUGCCAGCAGAACAUAUUUUCUCUCCGGCGACCUGCUCUCAAAAGACGGAAGAACAAUACGAUAACCGAAUGAAGCUAAGCUAGUGGGAAAACCUUUGGACUAUAGGCGAGUUGACGCAGGUUCAAGAAACGCCUCUAACAUUGUUUUGAAGGCCUGUUGCUAGUUACAGGGAAUCCUCGGGCUAACCCGGCAGACACCGGGCCGAGAGAGCGCAGGGGACCUGGACAGGAGCUCCCUACGUUGGUUUGUCGACCAGGUUUUACUGACCCUGGCUGCUUUAUCUUAUAAUAAAACAAAGACGUGACCUCUCCUGCUCUUCUGUGGCCGUUAUGAAUCAGCGUAACUCCAAACGCUCACAGUUUGACAGCUAGCUAACAUUAGCUCUCCUGUGUUUACAAGCUAGCUCAGCUCACAUCGAUUGAAAAAGUUGAUAGUAAGGUGUUUGUUUUAGGUGGGAUUUGCAUAUUUGGGUGCUACCACCCGCUUGCUAGCUGGUGAUUUGUAUCCUUGUUGUACUUCUCUCUAUUCCGACUGAAGGUCGCCAGCCAGGCAGCCAGAUCAAAAGGUCUCCUUAGUAAGGUUAUCACAUCUCCGGGCUUAUCUACUGCAGCACAAAGUUUGUUGCCUUGUUUGAAGGGAAGGAAUUUACUUCACUGAGUUGAUUUCCAAAGCUACGUUUAUCCAUUUGAAAGACUGUAUCCCGGAUGAAGGCUCCCAGAGAAGAGUGGAUUUUGGUGCUGUCAGGACUUACAGGUGUCACCUGUUCUUCUUGGCAUUAUUAAUCUCUCACGGCAUCCAACAUCUGCUGCACCAGAAGCAACUGAUCUGCUGUCUUGCUCUCUUGAGCUGAUUUGCUCAAGAAGGAUCAAAAAUAGACCACAAUGAAUCGUUACCUGCCGGUGGCUCGACAGCACUUCCUGGCUGCCCUUGCCAGCACCAGUGUGGUGGUAAAAAGUAUAAGUGCUGUGGUGGUUCUGCUCUAUCUGUUGUCAUGGGCUGUCGACACUCCAUACGCACUCGGGGUGACCCCAGGAUACCUUUUUCCACCCAACUUCUGGGUGUGGACACUAGUGACCCAUGGGGUGGUGGAGCAGCACAUCUGGGGUGUGGCGGCCAAUGUGGGGACAGUCAUGGCCUGUGGGCGCCUGCUGGAGCCUCUGUGGGGGGCUCUGGAGCUCCUGAUUUUUUUUGCAGUGGUUAACAUCUCAGCAGGCCUCCUGGUAGGCCUCUCCUACCUCCUCACCUAUGUUGCCACCUUUGACCUGGACUACCUGUUUGAUGUUCGUGCCUACGGAGCAGCCGGGUUCCUGGGAGGUGUCCUGGUGGCGCUGAAGCAGACCAUGGGGGAUACUACAGUGCUCAGAGUGCCACAGGUGAGACUCAAAGCAGCACCGGCUUUGGUCCUCCUCCUCCUGGCCUUACUGCGCCUGUCGGGUCUGCUCGACAGCUCUGCUCCCCUGGCUGCAUACAGCUUUGGUGCCCUGUCCGGCUGGGUCUACCUACGCUUCUACCAGAGGCACAGCCGUGGCCGCGGGGAUAUGUCGGACCACUUUGCCUUUGCUAGUUUCUUCCCUGAGGCGCUUCAGCCGGCCGUGGGGCUGCUGGCAGGGCUGGUCCACGCUGCCCUGGUCAAGGUGAAGGUUUGCAGGAAGAUGGUGAAGAGAUACGACGUGGGGGCGCCUUCAUCUAUCACUAUCAGUCUGCCAGGGACGGACCCACAAGAUGCAGAAAGGAGGAGACAACUGGCCCUCAAGGCUCUGAAUGAACGUCUAAAGCGCGUGGAGGACCAGUCCGCCUGGCCCAGCAUGGAUGACGAGGAAGACGAUGACGACGACGAGGUCAGAACCGACACACAGCCGCUCCUCCCGGGUGGGCGCGACGCUUCCUCUAUGCCAAGACCAGCAGGGGGAGCCGUCGGCGCCUCUCUCUCCUCCACCUCCUCGUCCUCGAUGUCACAGAGCAGCGGAGGGCCAUCCACAGGCGGAGCACAGCACCCGGAGUCCAGCAUUAUCAGCUUCGAGGACGCACCUUCUAGAUCGUAACAAAUAGAACACACGUGUAAAAGAUACGCACGCUCUGAUCGGUGUCACUGGCAGGUAUACUAGUGUAUUCAGCGUCCCUGGCUAGUAUACGAGUAUGUUCAGCGACAGUAGGUAUACACUCGAUAUUGCACACAGACAGACACACACACACAUAUUCAUAAAUGCUACAUUAACACACUGUUAAUGUCAUCCUGAAGCCCAAGGCGGUGGUAACUGUACAGUGCUUUCAGUUCAGACAUGGUUGUAAAGGCUUAGUGUAGUUGGGCAAACUGGACUCUAAAUUCUUCUCUUCCUUCCUGCAUACAACCUAAAGUCAACCAGAAUUUCUGUCUUGUCUGGAUUUAAUCCCAACUCGCAGCGCUCGGUUUACUGCUUCAUGUGUCUCUUUCUCUUGCUUUCUAAAUAAAUAACAAAAUGGGUGUACAAUAUUAUUUUUUAUUUUUUUUUGGAGCAGCCAUUGUUGUUCUCCGAUUGCCUGUCAGUGACAGAGACUUACGCUGACUUCUUGAUGAAAGGCCAACUGUACGCGCACCAGUUUGAGAAGCGCUGGAAAAAAUGGCUGCAACUGACAUUUCGUUUUUGGUUCACUGGUUUUCGAUACGCGACCAGUUGUGUAACAGAGGAAGCACGACUCAGCAGAGGUGAUGGACUGCUGCAGGUGCGUCCUGCCGGUGAUACAAAACUUCACAUAUGAAGAGGUGCCAGGAAGAAAGAAUUUCCCGGACCAGGUUCUUACGCCGCCUGGUGUCUCUCUGGAGCAGCAGGCAGAGAAAUGGACCGUGUACUUUUUUAUCCGCCUUUUAUCGUUCAAUUGGAGAUUUCUUUCCUUCUGGGUUGUUCAUGACUAAACAAAAUCAAAAACACAUUUUAUUUCUGUGCACUAACUAACGGUGUUAGACGCACACACAGAUCUGUGGAUGAUUAUGAUUCUUGUUUUACGAGUUAUGGGUCGAUUAUAUUUUUUUAGGUUAAUAUCAAGCCUAUCCCUGGAGCAUCAUCCCAUACACUUCCACCUUCUCGGGUGUGAAAUACGAGAAUCAGCAAUAGCUAUUCAAGUUUCUGAGUACAUGUGAUAGAGAGAAGUGCUGGCUGGUUGUGUUUGGCGCUAUUACAAAUGCAGAGAAGUGCAGGAGAAGGGUAGAGGGCGGACGUGACGGUUAUGCACAGACUGCAGUUUUUUUUAGAGUUUCAGAUUCAGAGUUUGUAUCUGUGCUCUGUCAAAUAUGUUGUGUCUCAGACUCCUGAGGAUAAAUGACUCCACAGACAGCGGGCGCCUGCAUUGAUCAGUCAUCAGCCUGGCUAGGAUUUCCCAGUCGCAUCCUUUACACUCGCAACAUCUUUCAUUUCUUAACUCAUGCCAAGCAGGGCCAGUGGUGAAUCAUUAUCUAGGGAGGUUGAUGGGCAGCUAAAUUGUUUCCUCCAAACCACUUCAUAAAUUCUAUGCAGACCAAAAGGUCAGUGAUUCAUUCAUUUUGCAGACUCGUCGCUGUAGAUGUCACAGUCUAUUACAGUCAUGAUCAAAACAUUGAAUUCCCCAUUUCUCACCUGUCCUUGUUGAUUAAAGCCAGUCACAGCCAAUAAUUUAUUUCAGACCUUGCGAUCACAGCGAUGACAAAUGGAUAAAUUGCUUUUGAACUUGUGAACUCGACAGGGUUGAUAACGUUUCCAAAUUUUAAAAAAAUUCUAUAACAAGGAGCAUAAAGUAUGUAACGUUGCUCACUUCAUCCUUUGCCCUGCAGAGGUCUCGUCAGUUUGUGAAGGAGUUUCUGCAACAACAGGCCCAAUAUAUGAAGUUGCCAAUGCUUUUAUUUCACACACACUCUUGGAAACUAAAAUGACAAGUGCCAUUUGGUUUUUAUUUAACUCAUUACCUAAGCAGAUGGCUUCCUUCAGAAGCAUUACAAAUGAAGAAUUUCAAAUCUGGAAACUACACAAAAAUGUUUGAAUUAAAUACAGAAAUGUGUUGUUACAUGUUUAAUUCAAAUACAAAGCAGUUCUGUUUUUCCUUUUUAAUAAUAUAUUUGUUUUUUGACAAAUAUUCUUGCAGCGGCCUUACUGAUCAAUUUAUUUGCCACUGGCUUACACUAAAUUUAAAAAUAAAUCAGCUGGUUACUUGUAGCAUCUCCAUAAUAUAUCCUCUUCAGUGUCUGCCCACAAGUAGUGGCCUGUGUGAUUUUGGGAUUGGAUAUGUUCCAAAUAUGAGUACCCAGAAAUAUUUUUAAUGCUUAUCAACAAUCUUAUUUAAUACCCCAGGAACACUAUGUAACGGUUUUAUUGGAAUUUGUCAAAUGGAAACAAAAUGUUAAAAGAAACAGUUAUGUAAGUCUGGUUCCUGGUCAGUUUUCUCUGAGUGGUUCAGUGGAAACCUUCAGCCCACAGACUUUAACUUGGCUGACACAUUAAAAAGUGCAGUUUUGAGGAAGAAAAUCACAAGAUUCACUUUUUGACAGAUAGCGGUGUGGUGUGCAAAGCUGUGGAAUGAGCGAUAAUGUCACCAGUGUAUGAACAUGUGCUUCUGGGAAAACACCUGAUGAAUUGAAAAAAAGUCACAUUAGCUGUCUGAUAUUCAAACUUGCAAUGACUUUUGUUUUAUCACCCCUUCCUAACUCCAUGCUGAUGCUUUAAAAUUGACAGUGUAUCCCAGAUUUAUGUUAGGAAGUACGGCAGAUUCAGAUUCAAUGUGUAGAGUUUGCUUAAGUCCAAGCAAUGAUAAACGGUUGCUUUUCCCCUGAUGGAAAGGUGUUAUGUAUGGGAAGUGAUAAGCCAUAUUAGAGUGAAAUUCUGUGUGAUCUAUCCUGUGUUUCUUCUUGUUCCUUCUGCUCAUUUUACUGUGCUCUUAUUUUGGCAACAAGAUGUUUACGUUGGAUGAGUGGGGGCCAUUCUUUUAAUUAAAUAUGAAUGAGCUGAAGGGAAUGAGAGCUGAGUAAAAUCCAGCAUCAGAGUGCAGAAGGUUGAGCUGCAGUCAGAUAUCUCGCUCCACUACAAACCGCUUUUUACCAUCAAAAGUAUUCACAGUAGCGAUGGAAGAAAAGUGUCAAUACAAACCCAUACAUACAGUAAUUACAGCAUAAUCACAGUUUUAUGGUGUCAUUCUCUUAGUAUUUUAAUUGCAAGUUACUCUCCUUUUUCAUUGUAGCUGCUGGCACAACUCCGCUUGAAUCCCACAAAAAAACAGCAGUGUUGCAAAACACAUUCUGAACAUGGCUGCCUGAUGACAACUGUGAAGUUGUGUAAUCCGGUAAAGUUAUGUUAUAGUUGGCAUUCUGAGGUUUCACGUCGAGCCUGGUCACUCUGACUUCCAGCCAAACCUCCACUCUUCAUCCCUGUUCCCUUUUGUUUUUCUGUGUUUGCAUAUGUUCUGGCUGUAAACAUCCUCAAAGAGAAGAAUUGAUUGCAGUCAUGUUCCGUCUGUGUGAAUAAUGCCAGUUUACAGUUGCUGUUGACAAACUAGAAAAAGCCACAUGCGAGGAUAAUGAGAGGUGUGACUGGGUUUGUCAGUGGCCAAACCCUUAAAGUCAAUGAACAAGCAUUUAAUUGCUGCAAUUGUAAUGUGGCUUUGUACGCGGUUCAUAACUGUUUUGUUCUGUACACCUAUUUCAUUAUUAAAGAUACACCACAUGCA